UACAAAUUUAAGUUUUUGAGUCGAUUGCCAAAGCCUGUCGGUGCAUAGAAAUUCCGGCGACAUUAAUCCAAAAUUCUCACUCACAUUUCCCUCCAAGGGAAAAGGGCGGGAAAAAUGAGGAAAACAAAAUUUUAACCUCGGGUAUUAUUAUUAUGCACAGUUUCACAACGCAAAGAUAUGCAAAACACACAGAUUUUUCUGUCACAAUUCUGCAUACAUUUCCGCAAAGCAUUAGCUCAUGGAUUCCGAUUCCGACUCCGACGGCUCUCACAUAUCUGCAACACCGCCGCGAGAUCUCCAACCACCUCCGCCUCCGCCGCCGCCGACUCUGCCACCAAUUCUUCUCUCUUCCACCAAAACCAGAACUAAGGUUAAAGCAGCUCCGAAACCAAUACGAUUCACAAAUCGAGCAAAACCACCAGCAAAAUCUAAACCCAAACCUCUUCCACAAGACCCCUCACCUAAACCUAACCCUAACCCUAAUCCUAAUCCUAAUCCUAAUCCUAAUCCUUUACCUACCCUCUCCGAUUUACCAUUUCCGAUUCGCCUUCAUUCAGAUCCAAAUCACACAGCUUUUGAUAAUCACAGCACGAACAAUUUUCGUGCUUGUCACUUAUUCUUACCGAAAUUGUCUUUUUCAAAGUCGCAGAGGCCUUAUCUGAACUUUGAAUCUACAGAAACUGAUUAUACACAACCCAAAACUGAGGUAAUCGGAGGUGAAGCUAGUAAUUUUGGGAAUUCAGCUAAAACCCUAAAGAGACACCCUAAUUCGAUAAGUGGGAAUGUCAAUAUAAGUGUGCCUGCUGUAAAGCGGAAAUUUGUUAGCGAAGGGAACUUUGUGAAGCUAAACAUCAAUGGCCAUGGAAGCAAGUUCAAAUACAAAGGCAGAAACAAGAAUUACAGUUCAUCUAGUGGUCGAAGGCCUUUCAGGAGGAGAAGUAAGGGAAAAUUGAAAGGCGAGGGCAAAGGCGAAGCGGAAAUGGAUGUGUUGUCUGAUGAAGAUGGUUUGGUUUCCGAAUGUGCACAGAGGCAGGACGUGAAAGAGAGAGGUGGGUUGGGUUCUGGUUGUGAGUUGAUUGAAGAGGCAGUUUCGGAGGUUCGAAAAGAGGCGUCCGAUGAGAAUUUGCUGAAGCUGUUGAAGCUUACACAUGGUUAUGAUUCGUUCAGGGAUGGGCAAUUGGAGGCAAUCAAGAUGGUGCUUGCUGGGAAAUCGACCAUGCUGGUUUUGCCAACCGGGGCGGGAAAGUCCCUGUGUUAUCAGUUAUCUGCGAUGGUUUUACCGGGGAUUACACUGGUUGUGAGUCCAUUAGUGGCUUUGAUGAUUGAUCAGCUAAAACACCUACCACCAAUGAUCCAGGGUGGUCUUCUCUGCAGCACUCAGUCACCUGAAGAAUUUUCUGAAACCCUGAGGCGGCUACAAGAAGGAGUUAUUAAGGUCUUGUUUGUUUCACCAGAAAGGUUCUUAAAUGCCGAAUUUAUAUCUAUAUUUUCUGCCACUCCACUUAUAUCACUUGUGGUGGUGGAUGAAGCCCACUGUAUUUCUGAGUGGUCACAUAAUUUUCGGCCUUCAUAUAUGAGGCUCAGGGCAUCUUUACUUAAUGAUAUGCUUAAUGUUCAAUGCAUUCUUGCAAUGACUGCAACAGCGACCACCAAAACUUUGAAUGAUGUAAUGUGUGCUCUAGAGAUUCCACUGAUAAAUCUCAUCCAGAGAGCUCAAUUGAGGGACAACUUACGAUUGUCAGUAUCUUUGAGUAAAAAUAGAAUGAAAGAUCUGAUGAUGUUGCUCAAAUCUUCUCCCUUUGUGGACAUUCAAAGCAUUAUUAUUUACUGUAAAUUCCAGUCUGAAACUGACUCAAUAAGCAAAUAUCUAUGUGAUAACAAUAUCUCAGCAAAGAGUUACCACAGUGGUAUACCGGCAAAGGAUCGGAGCCGCACUCAGGAAUUGUUUUGUUCCAACAAGAUAAGAGUGGUUGUUGCAACGGUGGCGUUUGGCAUGGGGCUUGAUAAGAGGGAUGUAGGAGCUGUUAUCCAUUACAGCUUGCCAGAAAGUUUGGAAGAGUAUGUUCAGGAGAUUGGACGUGCUGGACGGGAUGGGAGAUUGUCUUAUUGCCAUUUCCUUUUCGAUGAUGUUACUUAUUUUAAGCUUCGUAGUCUUAUGCACAGUGAUGGGGUGGAUGAAUAUGCAGUAAACAGAUUUCUCUGUCAAGUUUUCAGUACUGAAAUGGGUUCACCUGGGAAAAUUUGUUCAUUAGUCAAAGAAUCCGCGUCUCGUAAAUUUGAUAUGAAAGAAGAGGUGAUGCUGACCAUUUUAACACACUUGGAGUUGCAAGAAACACAAUAUUUGCGUUUGCUUCCACAGAUUAAUGUAACAUGCACUUUAAAUUUCCAUCAGACUCCUCCAGCAAUGCUUGCUGCCAAAGAUACUUUGAUUGCAGCAGUUCUGAAGAAGUCUGAGAUGAAGCAUGGGCAACAUGUGUUUGACAUACCCACUGUGGCAAAUAGUAUUGGUGUUUCGGCUAUUGACAUAUCAAAUCAAUUGUUGAAUCUAAAGUUAAAGAGAGAAAUAACAUAUGAGAUGAAGGAUCCAGCCUACUGCUACACAAUUGUGGAUCUCCCAAAAGAUUUUUGUUCCCUUGCGACACAACUUACAAAGUGGUUAUCAGACGUUGAAAGUUGUAAGGUCCGAAAAAUAGAUGCAAUGUUUAAUGCUGCAAUUUUUGCGGUAAAAGUGUGUGAGAAGAUGCACGGUUGCUACGAUGCCCAACAUACGUCAUGCUUGCAGAGGAAUAUUUUGCAAUACUUCAGUGGAGAUGGUGAUUGUGAUGGUGAUGUCCCUAAUAAGAUGGCUCAAAGCAGCCCAUUUUUGCGAGCAGAUAUAAAGGUGUUUCUGCAGAGUAAUUCGCAGGCUAAAUUCACCCCCAGAGCCGUUGCAAGGGUAAUGCAUGGCAUCGCAAGCCCAGCCUAUCCUUCUGCAACUUGGUCUAAGACCCAUUUCUGGGGAAGAUAUAUGCAGAUAGACUUCCAAGUGGUAAUGGAAGCAGCAAAGGUAGAGCUCAUGAAUUUUGUCGGGAAGGAUGUUAUCUAGCUGUUUGCAUUUGUGGCAUAAUUCACUCAGCUACAAGUAAUUUGGACAGCCAUUUAAAGAUACAUUAUAUUUGCAGGUUACGUGGUUCAGAAUUGGCAAAUAGCAUCUUUGACCCAAAAUGUGCAGUUGUUGAUUUUAUAAGGAACAUCAUUUCAGGUGCUAAGUUAUGACAGCAAAAAGUAUGUCAUGAUGCACAUGCACAUACCGGCUUGUACGAAGGCCAUGCCAGGUUGAGGUCUAUCAUCAACUGUGAUUCAGUUCAACUCCACAGUAUGACGAGUACUGGCCGAGCUCUGUUAUAUUGAUAAAGAAAACGUGUCCGGCUCACAGGAAUGAAUCAACCUUUCAAGUUACCAUCAGCUGCCAGUGGAAUUUGAAGAAAACGGGUAUGAGAAAAAUACCAUAAUGAAAACUUUGCUGGUUGCUGUAUUGGUUGCCACUCAGGUGACUGAUAUUAUUUAAAAGAUGAAGUGCGGAAAUGGGAUUAUGGGCAGAUGAAGUUUAUCAUGAAGGUGCUCUUGACAUGAGCUCAUGCCCCUGUAAUAGUUUUUGUUUUUGUUUAAUGAGAGUACGCAAACAUAAAAAUUAUUCUUUGUAAAUUGGGAAAUUUUGUUUAUGCUUUUGAGAAGACUAUUGAAUGUGUUGUGCACGCAAAAGGAAGUCAAGCGUGCCAGAAUUGUUUAGAAAUCUUUUAUGGUGUAAAUUAGACUAGAAGUAAUUAAGAUCCAAGGUUUCCACAUGGGUUAUUCUUU
Messenger RNA from Cornus florida, 3837 nucleotides. RefSeq names its product ATP-dependent DNA helicase Q-like 5. NCBI's taxonomy places the organism in Eukaryota, Viridiplantae, Streptophyta, Magnoliopsida, Cornales, Cornaceae. The transcript is spliced from 21 exons. The record is from RefSeq and is a predicted model, not a curated record. Gene Ontology annotation, biological process: double-strand break repair via homologous recombination. Gene Ontology annotation, molecular function: nucleic acid binding; 3'-5' DNA helicase activity; four-way junction helicase activity. Gene Ontology annotation, cellular component: nucleus; chromosome; cytoplasm. Bases 239 to 3085 code for a protein of 948 amino acids.